This is a messenger RNA of Acanthosepion pharaonis, 789 nucleotides long. Lineage: Eukaryota; Metazoa; Mollusca; Cephalopoda; Sepiida; Sepiidae. The record is from the annotation of a GenBank genome assembly.
AUGAUUUCUUCCCAAAUUUACAAUUCUCGAUCUAUCUAUCUAUCUAUCUAUCUAUCUAUCUAUCUAUCUAUCUAUCUAUCUAUCUCUCAGAUCAAAUUAGAUAGAUAUAAUGAUUUCUGCCCAAACUCCCCCUCUCUCUCUCUGUGUCUCCCUCUCUGUCUGUCUCUGUCUGUCUUUUAUAUUAACAUUUAUAUCUAUCUAUCUAUCUAUCUAUCUAUGGCUGUUCUUAUCUAUCUAUCGAUGGUUGUUCCUAUCGAUCUCAGGCUGUUCUUAUCUAUCUAUCUAUCUAUCUAUCUAUCUAUCUAUCUAUCUAUCUAUCUAUCUAUCUAUGUGUUUAGCGAGCGCUACUGCACUGUGAACAAAUAUUUCUCUCUCUCCCUCACUAUAUCUAUCUAUCUAUCUAUCUAUCUAUCUAUCUAUCUAUCUAUGCUAACAACCAUAUCCCGCUUAAACACUAUGAACGGCGGGCAUGAGACACAUGCCGCCUUCUUCUUCUUCUUCUUCUUCUUCUUCUUCUUCUUCUUCUUCUUCUUCUUCUUCUUCUUCUUCUUCUUCACCAACUCUUUCUUUUCUUACUUAUUAUUUGCACGUUUUCAUUUUUACCAUUUCUUCUUUUAUAAUUCUCUUCAUAUUCUUCAGUUUUCUGCGAUUCUUCUUCAUUUCCAUUUUAGCGUUAGCAAAUUAAUUCUUCCCCUUCAUUUACUCAUUCCCUUCUUUCUUUUUUACUUUAUAAUUUUAUCUUUUCUCAUUAGACUGACAUUUCUUUCUUUCGACUUCUUCGGUGUAUGA